AUGUAUGGCAUUGGUAAUCCAUGGAACACGGCGUUCGCCACAUUUAACCAGGCACUCUCAUCACGGUGUCAUCAAAUCUGCCGAAACAGCGAUGUUGCCAAACUAAAGGCUACCACAUUAACUAAAGGCCCUCCAGGCGCCCGACGCCAUCACAACAAGGGACGAGCGCACGAGGUGACAAUCAGUAUGCAUAUCAGUUUAUCAAUGCAAAGGGCGCAAGGGAAAAGCCAUCGCAAGACCCGGGAUAUGGUCGUUUGGAGAUCACAUGAGGCUUAUCAGAGUACCGCGGAUGAUAUCGGAACAAUGCACCAAAGCUUACCGCAGCACAAGAGGUGCAAGGCUGUCAAGUUGUUGCCAGACCUAACCCACCGAUUCGAAGCCCAUGCUGUCAAGGGCAAGUCACACACACCGGCGCAAUAUAGGAAUGGAGGCAUGAGGUCUGGGACAGACAAGACAUACCUGAAGGCCUCCUGCACCAUCCGGAGUGUCACCGCUCUGAAAAAGAGCUUACUACACACUCCCAUGCCCAUGCGGAUCAUAAAAUAUGCUCCGAGGCAGGAAACAAAACCAGAAGUACUUGACACGGACACAACUAAGGUGUCGACGUUCCUCGAGAAUCUACAUAGUGAUUUUUUCUGGAUUCAUUAUACCCCUCUCCCGCGAUUCUCAUCAUGCGCGAGACCCACGUCCAUGUGGUGCAGCCGCUGUCAAGGCGCGUGGUAUUGCACCCAGGAACAUCUCCAGAUAGACUGGCCGCGGCACCACAAUGAAUGCAUCCCCGCCAUAAACGCGCAAACCUAUCACGUGAUUGCGACUCUUCCGCCUGCUGAGCAGCAGAUGGUCCCUGAACCGCGUAUAUCGGCAAGGCAACUGCUUGAAAGACACAGCAGUGCCAGAAUCUCGAGUUUCCCAACGAUAGGACGUGCUCCAAUGACAGUCGGGAUGCCUUUCACAAAGGAUUCAACUUUGGAUCAUCACAGCGAUCCAAUCAGCACGCCCUUUGCGUUAGACGAUACUAUCACGGAGAUCCACACAGCGGAUGGCCAAUUUGUAUGUGUCAUCUGUGCCGUGCAGAGCGAGAGGACCUGA
Molecule: messenger RNA, 1089 nt
Organism: Pisolithus orientalis
Lineage: Eukaryota; Fungi; Basidiomycota; Agaricomycetes; Boletales; Pisolithaceae
Exons: 10
Coding region: 1-1089 (362 amino acids)
Source: RefSeq, a predicted model, not a curated record